This is a messenger RNA of Triticum urartu, 2057 nucleotides long. The record is from RefSeq and is a predicted model, not a curated record. NCBI's taxonomy places the organism in Eukaryota, Viridiplantae, Streptophyta, Magnoliopsida, Poales, Poaceae.
GCGCAUGAUGACAUGAUAUGCAAUGCAUGACACGCAAGCAAUGACAAGGCAACAACAGCGAAUAACUGAACGACACCUGGCACAUCGGUCUCGGGGCGUUACACAAGGCCAUGCGCGGGAUGCAUGAAGUGCACUGAGCAGAAGAAGAUGAACACAUGUAUGACUACGACGCUUCCUACGCAGCCGGAAUGAUACUUUAGGGCUUGUGGGGGAAGAUAGUGACCAUGACCAUCAAGUUCGCGAGGCACAACAUGAAAAUGUUCUUUAGCAAUGACUGGUUCUGCUCGAGAAGUGUGACAUAGCGAUGGACCGACGCGUGUGAAAUCAGAUGUCUCCACUGCACGCUGAAGUACUGCAUGUACUCCUUCUCCCAUUUUCAAAAACUGCACCCUCCAUGCUGCAGCAGGAAGAAAGAUUAGCACGCCAUGGAGAAGAAGGCAUGAAAAGAUUUAGAAAAACUUACCCCAUGCCGUUCGCACUUGUAGAAGUGCUUCCCCGGGUUUAGUUCAGCCCCGAAGACAAACCAGAGCACGUGGUCAGCGUUGCAUUCGGGGCAACGGAUGAGAGGGAGUGGAGGCAUCCGAUUGCUCGUGUGGUGGAAUGGACGUGGUGUUGAACUACUAUGGGACAUGGACGAACGCAUGAUUUGCAAGCCUAGCUAAGCUGUGAGGAAUGGAGAAGGGGAGCAGCUUCGAAUGGCCAUGUCCCACGCAAUAAAUGUCUUUGCACGUCUCGUUCCCGCUUGGUGCAGCUAGCCGUUGUCACUACAUGCUGUCAUUUGGGCCUUUACUAUGGCGCGCAGACACGGAUACGAGCGUUAUACUAGCUGAUGUACGCUGCUAGGGGAAAUUAUACGACAACGUUGUAUUGCGCUAGCACGAAUCGCGUGGAGACGAGUGGUGCAGAUAACGACCUCGCGUGGCCGCAUGUGCACACGCAAUUUAUCGUAUACUUAUUUCUUAGAUAAAACAAAUGUUGGGCGUACAUUGGAUUGUAUAGUGGCUAGCACGUGAGGUAAUAACAAUUCUACCUUAAUAUCGGCCCAUACGUAUAGUUUCAAGAUGAGUUAAUUACACCUGGGGUACAUAAACUUUCGCGGCGGUAACGGAUUCAUACACAAACAAAAAAACCCCAUAAAAGUCAUACAUUAACUCUCAUGCGGAUUCGUUUAGCUACAAAACGCAUGCAAAGUGGACAGAUGGGCUGCCACGCACGCAAUGGGGUCGACCGUGUAUGCAUUUGUAUCUUUGAAGUUACCCCACUCAGUUUACUGAGAUUUAACCCGUGGCCAUUCUCUCUGUAUCCCAAUCCCCUUCUUCAAAUCCCUAGCUGCGAAGGCGACGCGGUCGGCCCGGUCGUGCACCAUGGAGAGACGACGCGGUCGAGCGCCAUGGAGAGGCGUUGGGAACAACGUCUUCAACCAAGCCGACGGCUAUGUCAACGGCGGCUUGGACCAAACCGACAGCGGCUCUGUCAACCAAGGCGGCGGCGGCUCUGGCACCGGAUGCGACAUGGAUGGCGAGUGGAUAGUCACAUUAGAGCUUAGUUUUGGCUCCAAAAAAGCGAUGAAGGGGGCAUGCGGAAUUAGGGUUUCCAAUGAAGGAUUUGGUGCGGCUGAAUGUGGGUGCAAAUUGACGCCAGUUAUUAGGGUUUGCAAUGAAGGAUUUGAUGCAGGCCGACGAUUUCUGAGUUGUCCAUACGAGGGGUUAAACUCCUGUGGGUAUUUGAGGUGGAUGGAUGAUGCAUGGCAGGGCAGAUCAAGGGUGGUAAUUGGAAAGCUUGCAAAUGACAACCAGAAGCUACAAAAUGCUUUGCUUGACAAGGAACAAGACAUUCAGAGGAUGAAGAAAGAGAGGAAUAAAUUAGAUGAGCAGAGAAAAGGUAGGGAAAAAUUAGAUUUGUUUCUAGUACUUGUUGUUCUUGCAAGUGUAGUGAUUUAUGCUCUUGUUGCAUUGGUUAGUAGGGGAUUUGUGUGAGGAUUUCAAGUAUGUGUGACUGUAUGAUGAACAAGUUUGUCAAGUUUGAAAAUUUUCAUGCCCAGUUAUUUGUCUUUCUUA